UUUAUAUUCAUACUAAUCACAAUUCCAAUUCCAGCUUGUUGCUGUUUCCUCACUAUUUUCGCUGAUCAACAUGACUCGACCUAGGUUGAACCUGAAUUAGUAGGGUUGAGUGAAGAAGUGUUAAAAAGGUUGCAUUCUCUUCCCAACGAAACAACAAUGCCUAGCCCCAUUCGAACACAAAAUUGUCACUUUGCUACGUCCGAAGGAAGAAGAUUAUAUCAGGAGGAUCAAGUAACAUGUGACGUUAAUCUUACGUUUCCUUUGUUAGGGAGUGACGGCCUUGAAGAUGUGAAGGUUGGCGCGGUGGCAGUCUUUGAUGGUCAUAUGGGAUGUGUUGCUAGUGAGAUGGCUGCUAAUGGGUUUUUGGAUAAGCUCAUGCUCAAGCACAAUAGCAGUAUUGAACAAUCUUCUAACGCCAAGGAAUUACUAAAAUCUUCAUUAGUAACAACCAUUCAUGAUAUUGAUGCAGAAUUCUCCGAGGUUGCUUUAGAAAAUAAUAUUUAUUCGGGGUCGACUGCAGUUGUUGCUCUCAUACAUGACAAUCAUGUUUUAGUUGCAAAUGUUGGUGAUUCAAAGGUUUUUCUUUGCUCUCAGAAAAAUAUAUCCCAUGAAGCCGAUGCUGCUUCUUUGGGUGGUCUUUUCGCCAAGGAGUUGACAAGAGAUCAUAAUGCACAUAGCUCGGAUGAGAGGGCUAGGAUUGAGGCUUCUGGAGGUGUAUUUACAUUCGUCCGUAAUUUUACUCCUCUCCUCAAUGGUCACUUUCCCAUGACUCGAGCUAUUGGCGAUGUUCCUUUGAAAAGAUAUGGCAUCAUAGCUGAUCCUGAGAUCACUGAUUGGCUAUCUUUAACAUCAAAGGACAAGUUUUUGGUGGUGUCAUCUGAUGGAAUACUUCAUAGGUCAACUCCUCAGCAAGUCUGUGAUUUUCUAAAUGAAGUAGAGGACCAUUCAGAUCCAUCAUUAUUGGCUCAACAACUCAUUCAGAAAGCAUAUUUUCAUCGCCGGCUUCAUUUUUACUGCUGGUAAUGGAGCUUGCUUCAUAUCAUAUGUGGGUUUUUUUUCAAACAUCAAAACUUUUUUAACAUAUUUUACUUUUUUUUUUUUUUUUUUCAUUUUAGCUGAGGAGCCAUGGGAGAAAGACUUCAUUGUAGACCGAAGGUUGGGAUCUGGGCAUUUCGGAGAAUUUCUUCAAUACUAGAGUUGUGUGGUCAGUUCGGUUUUUCAAAAGUCAUGAUUCUCCGAAAUGCCCAGAUCCCAACCUUCGGUCUACAAUGAAGUCUUUCUCCCAUGGCUCCUCAGCUAAAAUGAAAAAACAAAAAACAAAAAUCAGGUAAAAUAUGUUAAAAAAGUUUUGAUGUUUGAAAAAAAAAUGGAGCACAUAUAAUAUGAAGCAAGCUCCAUUACCGGUAGUAAAAAUGAAGCCGGCGAUGAAAAUAGCUGUCAAGAGAGCACAACCUAAGAUAACUUGGCUGGAAAACAGUGUUCGUGUGCUGUGAAACUAGGAAGGAACUAGUGACGAAAGGAAAUGAUUUUUUGGUUCAUGGGUAAUGAGGAGAAAAUGGCGAGCUUUGUGGGAUACUAGCUAGUGUUUAAAUAGAGCCUAUCUAGGGUACUCUUUCA
Molecule: messenger RNA, 1617 nt
Organism: Capsicum annuum
Lineage: Eukaryota; Viridiplantae; Streptophyta; Magnoliopsida; Solanales; Solanaceae
Product: putative protein phosphatase 2C 76
Exons: 6
Coding region: 157-1023 (288 amino acids)
Biological process (GO): protein dephosphorylation
Cellular component (GO): cytosol; nucleus
Molecular function (GO): protein serine/threonine phosphatase activity
Source: RefSeq, a predicted model, not a curated record